UAUUUGAAAAAUAAAUAAAUAAAUGUGUAUAUAUUUUCCAUUAGUUUGAAGACAUAAAUAUAUUUUACAUCUGGUUUUUUCUUCUCUACUCAACCUUUAGCGAUCUCUACUGUAGUGGCCGCUUCUUCUGGUUUUCACUUUCAGGUUUAUCCUUACUGGUUUAUAGCUUGGGAAAUGGAUGUUGGAGGAAACUCCUUAGCAUCUGGUGCAGAUGGAAAGAAGAGAAAAGUAAGUUAUUUCUAUGAUCCUGAAGUUGGUAAUUACUAUUAUGGACAAGGCCAUCCAAUGAAGCCACAUAGAAUGCGGAUGACACAUGCUCUUCUUGCCCACUAUGGUCUAUUACAACACAUGCAUGUUCUGAAGCCAAAUCCUGCUAGAGAUAAGGAUCUCUGUAGGUUUCAUGCUGAUGAUUAUAUUGCUUUCUUGAGAAGCGUAACACCAGAAACACAGCAAGAUCAGCUGAGGCAGCUGAAGAGGUUCAAUGUCGGGGAGGACUGUCCAGUUUUUGAUGGUCUUUAUUCCUUCUGCCAAACCUACGCUGGAGGUUCUGUUGGUGGGGCAGUUAAGUUGAACCAUGGACACUGUGAUAUCGCUGUAAAUUGGGCUGGUGGAUUGCAUCAUGCCAAGAAAUGUGAAGCAUCUGGUUUCUGCUAUGUGAACGAUAUCGUGUUGGCUAUUCUGGAGCUACUCAAAGUCCAUGAGAGAGUAUUGUAUGUGGAUAUUGAUAUCCAUCAUGGUGAUGGCGUGGAAGAGGCCUUCUAUACUACAGAUAGGGUCAUGACAGUUUCCUUUCAUAAAUUUGGAGAUUACUUUCCUGGUACAGGGGAUGUACGUGAUAUUGGUUAUGGAAGUGGAAAAUACUACUCUCUAAAUGUUCCACUAGAUGAUGGAAUUGAUGAUGAGAGCUAUCAGUCCCUCUUUAAGCCUAUUAUGGGCAAAGUGAUGGAAGUUUUUAAGCCUGGUGCUGUGGUUUUGCAAUGUGGUGCAGAUUCCUUGUCUGGCGAUCGGCUAGGCUGCUUUAAUCUCUCUAUUAAAGGUCAUGCUGAAUGUGUCAAGUACAUGAGGUCUUUCAAUGUGCCAUUGUUGUUGCUUGGUGGAGGCGGCUACACAAUACGUAAUGUUGCUCGUUGCUGGUGUUACGAAACAGGAGUUGCAUUAGGAAUAGAGCUUGAAGAUAAGAUGCCGCAACAUGAAUAUUAUGAAUACUUUGGUCCAGAUUAUACCUUGCAUGUCGCUCCAAGUAACAUGGAGAACAAAAAUUCUCGUCAGAUUUUAGAAGAUAUAAGAUCAAAGCUGCUUGAUAAUCUUUCAAAGCUUCAGCAUGCCCCAAGUGUGCAGUUCCAGGAGCGACCACCGGAUACUGAAUUGCCUGAGGGCUUUGGUUCAACGGUAAGGACACAACACCUGAUGUGUGGGCUAAGCACACAUCAUGGGUUCAAAUCCUACUGUGGACAAGACCUUGUAAUUAAGUUGGAGGAGGGUAUAAGGUUCCUAGCUGAUGAAGAUCUAGAGGAUGCAGAUUCAAGAUGGGAUGCUGAUUCUGACACAAAUGGCGAAGAACGUAAGCCCAAUCCUAGCAGAGUGAGGAGGGAACAUGUUGAACCUGAAGGAAAAGGCACGGACGAUAUGAAAACAGAAGAGCACCUAAGAGAAGUAGAAUCGACAUUCGCAGAGUCAACAAGUUUGAAGGGUGGCAAUUCAAGUUCUACACUGAUAGAUGGAGGACAGAUUAAAGUGGAACAAGGAAACUCUAACAAGCUUUUUGAUCAACCAACUGAUAUUAUCUCCUAAAUAGACUUUUUCAAUCUUUUAAACUUUACUGUAAUGUAUGAUUCUUUAAAUUAUACAUUUGAGUCUACUUGUUAUGCACACUAAUUUACAGAUAUGAUAUGAUCCAUGAACAAUCUCCCUCA
Solanum lycopersicum (tomato) is the source of this 1913-nucleotide messenger RNA. RefSeq names its product histone deacetylase 1 (gene HDA1). The record is from RefSeq and is a predicted model, not a curated record. Gene Ontology annotation, molecular function: histone deacetylase activity. Gene Ontology annotation, cellular component: nucleus. Lineage: Eukaryota; Viridiplantae; Streptophyta; Magnoliopsida; Solanales; Solanaceae. Gene Ontology annotation, biological process: regulation of transcription by RNA polymerase II.